AGAGAGAGAGAGAGAGAAGAGAGAGAGAAGGGGAGAGAGAGUGGGGGGGCAUCCAGUUCGAAGCAAGGAUCUGGGGAAGCCAACCUCUAUCAGCGCUGUUGGUGCGGAGAGACGCCCCCUCUCUCCCGUGAGUAAAAAGGCAGGCCUACUCGACGGACGCAACUCCGCGUCUUCUGCGGCUCACCUGAACGUACAGACAGACAGACAGACAGGUAUACAGAGGAGCCGGAAGAACGAGCAGGUCCACUUGUGCUGAUAGUAUUUUGUCCCAUACUUAUUCCAAGUGCUCUUUAGAUCACUAUCCUGCCUUCAGCUUUUUAAAAAACGCGAUUUAUUUAUGAGAGUUAAGCGGCAGCAGAGGAAACAUGACCGAGCAAGGAAAGAAGCUGAUUCUGGUCGUGGUGGAUAUUCUCUGUGUCUUUGUUGCGGCUCUGCCUUCGGCCAUCCUGACACUGAUGUUCAGCCCUUAUCAGAGAGGAAUUUACUGCGAUGACGAGAGCAUCAGCUAUCCAUACAGGAGAGACACCAUCUCCCAUGGGACCAUGGCUGCAGUCACCAUCACCUGCUCCAUAGUCAUUAUCACCACAGGAGAGGCUUAUCUGGUGCACACCAAACGUCUCCACUCCAACUCCCAGUUCAACCAGUACCUGUCUGCUCUCUACAAGAUAGUAGGCACCUUCCUGUUUGGAGGAGCCGUUAGCCAAUCGCUGACUGACCUGGCAAAGUUCACCAUAGGUCGACCCCGUCCAAACUUCUUAGCCGUGUGCGCCCCGGUCAGCUGUACCGGAUACAUGCUGCAUAUCAACUGCACCGGCUACUCUCGCAAUGUGACUGAAUCCAGGUUAUCGUUCUACUCCGGCCACUCGUCCUUUGGGAUGUACUGCAUGCUCUUUCUGUCGCUUUACGUCCAGGCCAGGAUGCAGGGGAAGUGGACGCGACUGGUCCGACCAACCAUCCAGUUCUUCCUGAUAGCGUUUGCUGUGUAUGUGGGUUAUACACGUGUUUCAGACUACAAACAUCACUGGAGCGACGUCCUGGUGGGGCUACUGCAGGGAGCUCUCAUCGCUGUGCUCAAUGUUCGAUAUGUGUCAGAUUUCUUCAAGGAGCGACCCCCACCCUGCAUGGGACCUGACACGGCAGAGGUUGAACACCUUGAACGCAAACCGAGCCCGCAGCCUCCUGACUCACAGCACGGAAACCACUACAACUACUCUGGACCCGUAUGAGCAUAUUACUGAACUUGCAACAGCUACUUUUACCAGUUCUUUACUAACCCGGGCCUGCACUCUUUAACAGCAGCUCCGUUACCAAAGGACAUGUGACUUGCAAAGAAAAACAAAAAUAACAUGCUGCAGUAACCACUAGCUGGAAAUUCAGACUAGACCUGCUCCACUCGGGGAUUUCCCAAGAAUUUUACAGUCAUGAAAACUCAAGAGAUUUCUAAAACCUGUUGGAAUAGAAGCUCCACCAUCAUUGUGUCUUUCAGUUUGGGUGUGUGUUCAAUCACGAUUGAUUUGUGGUGUGUGUUGUGUAAAUGUGAAGUGUGUUGUUUGUUCGAAAGUGUGAUUAUGUAUAUAUAUAUAUAUAUAUAUUUUUAUGAUACGUUUUUUGUUUUUGUUUUUCAUUUGUGUCGAGUUUUGUGCAGGAGAGAAUUUAUGCUGUGAGUUUGACCGAAAAGUGAGCAAAGACUGCAAGACAGAUCUGUAAAAUUUCAAAAAACAUUGACAGAAGAUGUUUCUCUCUGUGAUGGAGUGACAAAACCUUGGAGGCUGAAUGUUUUCUCCUUUGCUACAGUCAGAUAAGACUGUUGUUAUUUUACCUACACUGGAGCUAGAUCAUAUCUGCCUAUCCUUCAUACUUUUUAGUCUAUAUUUUAGACAGUAUGCAUGUGUAAUGAUGGACCGCUUUAAUUGCCAUUUACAUACACCAUGUAUAGUACUAACAUUUUUAUUUUGUUUAUAACUAUUCUAUCUAAUAAAUUGUGUAGCUUGUAAGAAUGUGUUACCACUAUUUUACAGUGAUGUUACAGUGAAACUUUAAGCUGGCAACGUUGUUUUGAAUGUUUUUCUGCUUUUUUUAGAGACAAACAGAACCUAAAUGAUUUAAAAAUGACGAAUGCCAAGGACAAAUGGAGAAGUUACUGGAAUGUUUUCAUCCCAUAAACUCAGUCAAAUCUGACACAGACUAAACACACCUUCAUGGACUUGUUCCUCCUCACUUUAAAACAACAUGUGUAACCUAUUGUGAACUGCACAUAAUGUAAUCAUUUCUUUCUUUCAGCCUGUUGGUUGUUUUGUGUAAUUUCUCCAUAAAUAUAUGCCAGCAUGUCA
Molecule: messenger RNA, 2330 nt
Organism: Lates calcarifer (barramundi perch)
Lineage: Eukaryota; Metazoa; Chordata; Actinopteri; Centropomidae
Gene: plpp2a
Product: phospholipid phosphatase 2a
Biological process (GO): signal transduction; phospholipid metabolic process; phospholipid dephosphorylation
Molecular function (GO): phosphatidate phosphatase activity
Source: RefSeq, a predicted model, not a curated record